Molecule: messenger RNA, 2792 nt
Organism: Leptonychotes weddellii (Weddell seal)
Lineage: Eukaryota; Metazoa; Chordata; Mammalia; Carnivora; Phocidae
Source: RefSeq, a predicted model, not a curated record
CACUGGCUCACACUUGGUCCUGUCUCCUGACCUGAGGGUGGUUUUCCUGGCAGCUCUUGGGUGAGCUGGAGAAGAAUCUGGCUCAACAAGAAGCUGGAUGUAUACAGCAUGAGGGGUCCUGUGCUGGCCAGAGGAACAUGAUGAGAGGCUCUGGAGCCACCAGCACCUGGGCAGAGGCCUUUUGGAGUGGCCCCCAGGUUCAUGUGGCAGCUUUCAGGAAGCUGGAAGAAGCUUGUCACUGCCCGGUUUGGGGAGCCAUGGAGCCCAUUGCCCCUAACAGAGGAGUGAGUCCUUGGGGGAUCCUCAGCAUGCAUUCUCCCCUGGAGCUCCAGGCCAUGCAUCAGAGUGCUUCCCAGGUGACGUUGGGAAGAUUGAUGUUCAUCAUAAGGAAGGAAGUGGACAUUGGCUUCUCUUGGUCCUGGGUUGGCCUUGCAGGGUAUUGCAAGGUUCCAGAGAUGACCCUCGGGACCCCAGGGCACAGCAUCUGUCAGACUGGGCGGGGGCCAUCCUCAGCCAACUCAUCGGUCCAGGACCUCCUCGCUUCGGUGGAAUUCGGGCACCAAGGAGCGCAUGCUCAUCAAAGUUGCAGACCGGGAGCCCAGCUUCCUCUCUUCCCAGGGCAAUGGCUAUGCCCUAGAUGGCCAGCCUGGCAGCCGCUCCCGCAGACCCUCAGGUGGGCAGCACUCGCCCAGCCUACAGACGUUCGCCUCGGACUCUGAUGGCCCUGUCUUCUUCCCUGAGCGUCGGCCUUCGCCCUUCCUGAAGAGGGCUGAGCUCGGUAGCUGCUCCCCACUGCUGGCCCAGCCACGCAAGCCCACCAGCGACUCACAGCCCUCCUCCCCACGCUACGCCUAUGAGCCCCCACUCUAUGAGGAGCCCCCUGUGGAGUACCAGGCCCCCAUCUACGACGAGCCCCCCAUGGACGUCCAGUACGAGCCUGGCGGGGGCUACCAGGCAGGCUCACCCCAGCGGUCUCCGGGCCGCAAGCCACCCCCCUUCCCACAGUCUCCCAAGCAGGGCUCUGCCUCGCCCUACCAGCAGCUGGUGCUGACCAGGCAGAAGUGCCCCGAGCGCUUCCUGAGCCUGGAGUACAGCCCUGCAGGCAAGGAGUACGUGCGGCAGCUGGUGUAUGUGGAGCAGGCGGGCUCCAGUCCCAAGCUGCGUGCAGGCCCAAGGCACAAGUAUGCACCCAAUCCUGGAGGUGGCUCACUCCCCCUGCAGCCCAGCCCCUGCCUGCUGCGGGAUCAGCGCCUGGGGGUCUCCUCUGGGGACUACAGCAGCAUGGGGGGGCCUGAGCUGCAGCACGCCCAGCCACGGGUGCAGCUGCCCCAGGCCCAAGACGACGCUAUGUCCUGGUCCAGCCAGCAGGACACCAUGUCCUCAACAGGCUACUCCCCAGGCACACGGAAGAGGAAGAGCAGGAACCCUUCUCUGUGCCACGCCCCCAGCACCUCGUCCACUGAAGGCCCCGGGGACCGUGACCUCCUCGGUGAGCAGCCCCUGGCUGAGGAGCGGCCUCUGUGUGGGCCUAGCCUGGCCCCAGUGAAGCGUGCAGAGGGCAAGACGGGCGAGGCCGAGCCUUUCCUGGCGCAGGCACGGCUAGCCUGGGAGGCGCAGCAGGCCCACUUUCACAUGAAGCAGAGGGGCAGCUGGGACUCCCAGCAGGAUGGCUCGGGCUACGAGAGCGACGGGGCCGUGCCACUGCCCAUGCCCGGGCCUGUGGUGCGUGCCUUCAGUGAGGACGAGGCACUGGCCCAGCAGGAGAGCAAGCACUGGCAGAGGGGCGCCUUGGAGAGGCUUGCUUUCCCCCAAAUCCUGCUCGAGAAGAGCGUCUCCGUGCAGACCAACCUGGCCUCGCCAGAGCCCUACCUUCACCCCUCACAGUCUGAGGACCUCGGCUCCUGUGCCCAGUUUGAGAGCAGCCGGCAGGCCCGCAGCGUCAUGCCCAGCGCUAGCUGUGUGUUCCCCACCUUCACUCUGCGCAAGCCGUCCUCGGAGACCGACAUUGAGAACUGGGCCUCCAAGCACUUCAACACGCACACACAGGGCCUCUUCCGGCGGAAGGUGUCCAUCGCCAACAUGCUGGCCUGGAGCAGUGAGUCCAUCAAGAAGCCCAUGAUUGUAACCAGCGACCGCCACGUGAAGAAGGAGGCCUGUGAGAUCUUCAAACUGAUCCAGAUGUACAUGGGUGACCGGCGCGCCAAGGCUGACCCACUGCACGUGGCCCUGGAGAUAGCCACCAAGGGCUGGAGCGUGCAGGGCCUGCGGGACGAGCUCUACAUCCAGCUGUGCCGGCAGACCACUGAGAACUUCCGCCUCGAGAGCCUGGCCCGCGGCUGGGAGCUCAUGGCCAUCUGCUUGGCCUUCUUCCCACCCACACCCAAGUUCCACUCCUACCUGGAGGGCUACAUUUACCGGCACAUGGACCCCGUCAAUGACACCAAAGGUAAGGCCCAGUGCGCGAGACCCCUUGGCACCCACAGCUCAGGGAAGGGCUGUGGCAAGAGCUGCCCGGUCUACACUGGCAGCCGGUAUGUGGAGGCAGGCACAGCACCUCCAAGCAGACACACGUGUCCUCUGAGGACCAUGUCCUAGGUUCCCACGGGACGUGGGGUCCUCAGGGAGCCCCCCCCGCCACUGAGGCCCCGAGAAGAACGACAGGCAAUCCUGGAACAGGGUCCCCAGCCACAGGCCAACAGGUCAGAGAGGAGGGGUGCAGAUGAGGACUGGCCUCCAUGUCUCAGCCAGCUGGCCCCCACUCUGCUGAGGCCUCCGUACCUGGUCACUCUGCU